AUGACAGAUUAUCCUGGUUAUAUUUAUGCUGCCAUUAUCUCGUUGGGAGGAAUUGUUGGUUACGUAAAAGCAGGAAGUAUACCUUCUUUGAUUUUUGGAUUAACUUUUGGCGGGUUUGCGGCAUAUGGUGCAAAUCGAUACAGUGCCAAUCCAAAAAAUGUUGGUACAGCUUUACGUGCGUAG
Messenger RNA from Scutellospora calospora, 183 nucleotides. Lineage: Eukaryota; Fungi; Glomeromycota; Glomeromycetes; Diversisporales; Gigasporaceae. The record is from the annotation of a GenBank genome assembly.